GCCGAUGAAGAACAGAUAACUUGUUGUGGUGAUCUACAAAGUGAUACCUCUACAUGGCGGGGACGCACAGGUGGAAAAUUUGCCUCGUCGGGGAUACAGGAGUUGGCAAGACUUGUGUAGCCCUCCGAUUUUACCAAGAUCGAUUCACAGGAACUGUACCAACUAUUGGAUAUGCUUUCAUGGAAAAGGAGUUAGCAGUCGAUGACGUCCCUCACGUGUUUAACCUGUGGGACACAGCUGGGCAGGAACGCUACCGCUCUCUUGCACGUGGUUUCUUCAGACGAGCGAGUGCAAUGGUCUUAGUAUACGAUAUAACAAACUUGCAAUCAUUUGAGGUGCUAGGGAAGUACUGGAUACGUUCCACCCAGCGAGGUGCGCCAGAGAACGUGGCCUUAGCAAUAGUGGGAAAUAAAUGUGAUGUGGAGGAUGAACGGCAAGUGUCGACGGAGGAGGCGGAAGAGUUUGCCAAGACCCAUGAUGCCGUCUUCAUGGAAGUCAGCGCGAAAUCGGGAGCCAAUAUACACUCUCUAUUUGAGAAAAUUGCAAGGAGACUUCUUGAGACUCCGGAGUUGGAAUUCAAAGCAGUUGGGAUGAGGAUCUUAACCCCUGACCCGGCUGACGACCAAGACGAAGAAACUGGGAAGGAUUACAAGACAAGAUGCUGUAGCCAUCUACAUCUAGGAUCAAACUAAUAGCAUGGUAGUGUAGCCCUGUUCAUACUGCUAUUCCCCAGGGUUGCCCCGGGGAGUAAUGGCCAGCCCUUUCACACUAUGAUUUUAACCCCUGACCCGGCUGACGACCAAGACGAAGAAACUGGGAAGGAUUACAAGACAAGAUGCUGUAGCCAUUUACAAUUUUUUACACCUAGGAUCAAACUAGUAGCAUGGUAGUGUAGCCCUGUUCAUACUGCUAUUCCCCAGGGUUGCCCCGGGGAGUAACGGCCAGCCUUUUCACAAACUAUGAUCUUAACCCCUUGUCCCGGCUGAUGGCCAAGACGAAGAGACUGGGAAGGAUUACAAGACAAGAUGCUGUAGCCAUCUACAUCUAGGAUCAAACUAAUACUAUUGUAGUACAUCCCUCUUCACACUAUUCUAUUCCCCAGGGUUGCCGCGGGGAGUAACGGCCAGCCUUUUCACACUAUGAUCUUAACCCCUGCCCUGGCUGACGGCCAAGACGAAGAAACUGGGAAGGAUUACAAGACAAGAUGUUGUAUCCACCUACAUCUAGGAUCAAACUAAUACUAUUGUAGUACAGCCCUGUUCACAUUACUUUAUUCUUAAGGGUUGCCCCCGGGGAAUAACAGACGGCCUUUUCACACUUUAAUUUAACCCAUGCCCCGGCUGACGACCAAGACAGAGAAACUGGGAAGGAUUACAAGACAAGAUGUUGUAGCCACCUACAUCUAGGAUCAAACUAAUACUAUUGUAGUACAGCCCUGUUCACACUACUUUAUUCCCCAGGGUUGCCCCAGGGAGGAACGGCCAGCCUUUUCACACUAUGAUUGCUUUACCCCCGGUCUGCCCCAGCAAAUGGGCAUACCUUGGGAAUAGCCACCCCUGCUAGGGGGUAAGUGGUAAAACCCAGGGGAACGUGUAAACCAGAACCCUUCGCUGUUGAAUCUUUAAGUUACAAAUUCCAGAGAAAUGUAUAUCAAGAAACAGUAGAUCUGAUCAUAUGAUAAAGAACUUUUAUUGAAACAAAUUUGAAAUGUUUGAAGGAAUGUUUGAAGUAUCUAGUACUUGAAGAAUAUGUUUCCAUUAUCUUGAAUUCAAGAUACUGUUUUUUUAAACAAAGGACUGGAUCGUUAUUCCAGACCUGUUUGGAUUAAAAUAAUAUCCCUCUCAGCGUUUGAUGUUUACUCACACUUAAUUAAAAUUGUAGCGACAGAUUGAUCUGAUAAAUUACCAGAAGUCAUAAUUACUCGAUGGUUGUUCUGUCGAAAAUGUUUUCUAAGUAUUUUCUAAGGUCAUAUAUGUCUUCUCUGGAUACCCACCCCCCCCAAAAAAAA
Asterias rubens (European starfish) is the source of this 2008-nucleotide messenger RNA. RefSeq names its product ras-related protein Rab-31-like. The record is from RefSeq and is a predicted model, not a curated record. The transcript is spliced from 6 exons. NCBI's taxonomy places the organism in Eukaryota, Metazoa, Echinodermata, Asteroidea, Forcipulatida, Asteriidae. Gene Ontology annotation, molecular function: GTPase activity; GTP binding. The coding region runs from base 54 to 692 and encodes 212 amino acids.